UUCCUCACCACUGCUCAGCUCUUCUCAGCAUUCAGUUUUGAAAUUCUUGUAGCUUUUUGAGCUGCCAAGUCAUUACAACAUGAGUGGAAAGUGGUGAUGGAGGAUAGAAGAAAUAAAAUUAGUAUGGGCAAGCUGAAUCCUUAGCAGGGACCUGGUCUUGGCACAGUGAAGAGCACCAGGAUAAAGGAAAAGCCUAUAGCACUUUUUUUUUUUUUGUAUUUUACUAUAUUCACUUACUGUUCCAAAAUAUUUUCUAGGUAAAUUAUCACAAUGAAGGUGGCAGUUCUGUGUUUAUGCCUUAUCAGCAUCACCGCUGCAUGGCCAGUGAUUCAAUCCAAGCAGCAUGCCAUUUCUGCCAGCUCCGAAGAAAAAUAUGACUCCAGGAGCCAUCACUUGAGCAGAUAUUACGAUGACCGUGUGAAUUCUCAGUCCCAGGAGAGUCAGCAGCACCUACAGAGUGACCCGGCAUCAUCUCAGCAGACCCUUUACUCUUCAGAAGAAAGUGUGGAUGUCCCAGAACAACUGCACUUUCCUGAUGCGUCAAGCAAGAGCCAUGAAGAUGUGGAUGUUGAUGAUGAUGACGAUGACAAUGAUUCCAACGACACAGAUGAAUCCGAAGAGGUUGUCACAAGUUUCCCCACAGAAGUUCCAGUAACUGUUGAACCAUUCCCCACUUUCCCUUUCACCCGGGGAGACAAUUCUGGCAGAGGUGACAGUGUAGCCUACAGGAUGAGGGCAAAAGCUGAACUGCUGAGAGCAAAAGCCACGCUGUUGAAGUCUGUCAAACUCCACAAAGCUGCCAAAAAGCUCAUCUAUGAUGCCACUGAGGAAGAUGAGAGCGACAUGGAUGCAGACAGCCAGCGCUUUGUCUCCCGGGAGGAUUCUGCUCCACGCAGCUCUCUGAGGAAGCACGCCAGCAGCGUGGCGUGGUCUGAGCAGAGCCACGGGCGGGACAGAGGCGAGCAGGACAGAGAUCCGUGGGAUCGGAGCCUGGAAAACGACAGCCGGCACAAAUCCGACAGCCUCGAGGCAGAAGGCGACGGGAGCAAGUCUGGUGGCAGAGGGGACAGCCUCUCGAGCGUGGAAAGCAGGGAGAGAGGGGACAGCCACCCGAGCGUGGAAAGCAGGGAGAGAGCAGACAGCCACCCGAGCGUGGAAAGCAGGGAGAGAGGGGACAGCCACCCGAGCGUGGAAAGCAGGGAGAGAGCAGACAGCCACCCGAGCGUGGAAAGCAGGGAGAGCCGGGACCGCGUGUCAGCGGAGCUCUCUGACGAUAUCAGCAACCAAACCCUGGAAAGUGCCGAGGACUCUCAAGAUCGCCACAGCAUCGAAAGUAACGAAGUCACCCUUUAA
Messenger RNA from Cinclus cinclus, 1353 nucleotides. It is a transcript of the gene SPP1, whose product is annotated as secreted phosphoprotein 1. Gene Ontology annotation, biological process: ossification; cell adhesion; positive regulation of bone resorption. Gene Ontology annotation, molecular function: extracellular matrix binding. The coding region runs from base 271 to 1353 and encodes 360 amino acids. The record is from RefSeq and is a predicted model, not a curated record. NCBI's taxonomy places the organism in Eukaryota, Metazoa, Chordata, Aves, Passeriformes, Cinclidae. The transcript is spliced from 6 exons.